AGAAGAUGGUAACAUUUGAAAUACCAUAUUAACUACAAGCUAUGCAAAGUAAAAUCAUCUCAGCAUUAAUUCUGACUAAUACUUUAAGGUCUUCCUCUUUUAUCUUAUCAAGGUCUGCCGCUAACUUAUCAUUUAAAGUGCUGGGAACAACUUCUGCAGAUCCAGAAAAGACGCCUAUUAUGCUGUUACACGGUUUUUUAGGGAAUAAAAAGAUAUGGCAUUCUAUGGGGAAGGUAAUGAAGAAUACGAUGAAACGUUUAGUCGUGACUGUGGAUCUUAGAAACCACGGAGUUAGCCCGCACACCAAGUCACAUACCUACGAGAAGAUGGUGGGGGAUAUCCAACAAUUGUACAAGAAGCUCUCGAUUGACGAGGCCUUCUUGGUUGGUUACUGCAUGGGUGGUAUGACUGCGAUGUGCCUAUCUCUCUUAGCGCCAAAACUAGUGUCUGGUCUGGUCAUAGUAGAAGUGUCCCCAGCGUCUCCAUCACCUUUCUUCGUAAACAACUAUCCCGAAGUAUUGAAGGCUAUGAAAGCAGUAGACUUCAAACAUCCAAAAACCGUACGGAAAGCGAGAAAACGAGCAAAAGAACAGCUGAAGAAAAUCAUCACUGACGACAAUAUGAUGACUGGUGUGCUUUCAAAUAUUAAUCUAAGAGACGACAAUACUAUUGGAUGGACCUGUAACCUUGAAGUUCUGCAAAAGCAUUUUGACCACAUAAGCACGUUUCCGAAAAAAUUUAAAGGGAUGAAGUACCGCGGACCGACGUUGUUUAUCGGCGGCCAGACUUCUGAUGCAAUUCCCCCAGAUGACCUCACGAAGAUCCGGAUGAUGUUUCCCCAAGCCAUUGUCCACUAUGUGCCACAAAGCGGGCAUUUCGUCCACGUGGAUGACCCGAAGACCUUUAUGGAGCUAGUCAUGAACUUUGUAAGAGAAACUCAGACGGCAUGA
Messenger RNA from Amyelois transitella, 950 nucleotides. RefSeq names its product protein ABHD11-like. The transcript has 3 exons. NCBI's taxonomy places the organism in Eukaryota, Metazoa, Arthropoda, Insecta, Lepidoptera, Pyralidae. The record is from RefSeq and is a predicted model, not a curated record. Gene Ontology annotation, cellular component: mitochondrion. Bases 42 to 950 code for a protein of 302 amino acids.